Molecule: messenger RNA, 1185 nt
Organism: Arachis stenosperma
Lineage: Eukaryota; Viridiplantae; Streptophyta; Magnoliopsida; Fabales; Fabaceae
Product: zinc finger protein 1-like
Exons: 1
Coding region: 141-944 (267 amino acids)
Biological process (GO): negative regulation of abscisic acid-activated signaling pathway
Source: RefSeq, a predicted model, not a curated record
ACAACAAACUUCAUCUUUCACUCUUUCUUUCUUUCCUUCAUUCAUUUCUCUUAAACCAAACACACAUUAUUACUAUUAUUAUUAUUAUUCAUAUUAUUUUUUUAUUUUUAUAAUAACAAUAAUAACAAUAAUCUUUGCACAUGGACCUUCAAACCUUGGAGAAUUUGAAAAAAUCUUCAUCAAAGAACAAAAAUCAAGAUGAUGAUGAUCAAGAAGUGAAAGAGAAUACUAGUACUGUUCUUCAACUUGAUCUAAGUCUUUCAAGCAAUGAUGAAUCAAGAACAAAGCAAGAGCUGAACCUUCUCAACUUUCUUGAUCCAAAUUCAUCAGAAAACUCAUCAGAUUCGACCCAAGAAGAAGAAGAAGGUAACAAGAACAAGAAUCAUGAAAUGGAGCACAGAACAUUCUCAUGCAACUAUUGCCAGAGAAAGUUCUACAGUUCUCAAGCACUUGGUGGGCAUCAAAAUGCACACAAAAGAGAAAGAACAUUAGCAAGAAGAGGACACCACAAAUCUCCAUCAUCAUCAUCAUCAUCAAUGGUAGAUUUUGGAUACAGAUUCUCUCCUUCUUUUUCUUCUUCUUCUUCUUCAAAUGGAUCCUAUAACAAGCCACUUGGGAUCCAGCUUCAUUCUAUGAUCAAUAAACCUUCUUCUCAGCCACCCUUUUUCGCGACGACCUGUCGCGAAAACGGGUGGCAGAGACAGAAGCUUUAUUUGGAUUCACACCCUGCAAAUCGGAAGCUGAAUAGUAAUAAUGGUUUGGAAUCUGAAUCACCAUCAUCCAUGGCUGUUUUCGGCGGCGGCGGCGUGCCGAGGUUAGGGAAGUUUCAUCCUACAAAGCUUGUGACACAAGGUUUCGGAGGAUAUUGGUUUGGUAGUGUUUCUCAUUUGAAUUCUAAACAUGAAAAUAAGUUGCAGAAGCUUGAUUUGUCACUCAAGCUCUAAAGCAUUUUCACUUCCAAAAUUGUAAUUAAUCUCUCUCGAAUUUUUGUUCCUGUGAAUUUACAUUUAUGAAUUUUUAAAAUCUGUCGUUCGACAUUCUGUAUUUGUCAAACAUUAUAAUUCAACAGAAAAAAAAAAGCGUUAUUAUUGUAUUCUGUUUAAACAGUGUUUGACAAAUUUCAGAAUGUCGAACUUAUAUUUUAAAAACUUAAAAUGUAAAUUGCAUAAAAAUAAAUAAAGUUUG